Molecule: messenger RNA, 2387 nt
Organism: Vicugna pacos (alpaca)
Lineage: Eukaryota; Metazoa; Chordata; Mammalia; Artiodactyla; Camelidae
Gene: C14H13orf42
Product: chromosome 14 C13orf42 homolog
Source: RefSeq, a predicted model, not a curated record
GUUAUUGGAUGUAAAGGUUCCCCCCAUGAGAGAUGCCCAGGUCGCCCGCCUGACCGAGCCCACCCUCGCUGGGAUUCCAGGGACCAGAGGCCUCCUGCAAGGCGGAUGGCGACAGCCUGGCCCGUUGGCUCCUGUGCCCACAGCUAGAUCAAGUGGCGCGGCUCAGGCGGCUGGAAGGCGCCCACGGAGAGAAACCGAGCACCAUGUUCAGAAAGCUCCACUCCAUCUUUAACUCGGGCCCGCAGAGGCAGGCAGAGGUGGCGGAGAGCCCUUAUUGCGACCGAGCCUGCCCCGCGGUCAGGCUGAUCCGCAGCAGCUCCAUGUACGUGGUCGGGGACCACGGGGAGAAGUUCAGCGAGUCCUUGAAGAAAUACAAGAGCGCCGGCAGCAUGGACACCAGCCUGUACUGCCUGCAGCAGGAGGGGGACCGGGCGUGGCUGUUCUCGCGCACCCAGGACUGCCUGCAGUACCUGCAGGAGCUGCUGGCCUUGCGCAAAAAAUACCUCAGCGGCCUCGGCGCCCUGGGCGUCUCCUCCACCUCCUCCAAGUCCUCCAGGGGAGGGAAAAAGUCCACGUCCAAAGAAAUAAAGAAAGCAGCCCCGAAGAAGUACUCGCAGUUCAGCGCCGAUGCGGCCGAGGCCAUCGCCUUCUUUGACUCCAUCAUCGCGGAGCUGGACACGGAGAGACGGCCGCGGGCCGUGGAGGCGGACCCGCGGAAUGAAGACGUGGACUUCGAUGUGGCCACCAGCUCCCGGGAGCACAGCCUGCACUCCAACUGGAUCCUGCGAGCCCCGCGCCGCCGCUCCGAGGACCUCGCCGUGUACACGACGGACGGCCAGCUCCGGAGGAACGCAGAAUGCAGGACCGUGGGCACCCAGAGGAGACUCGAGAGGCACCCCAUUUACUUGCCCAAGGCUGUGGAGGGGGCAUUCAACACUUUGAAAUUUAAGCCCAAAGCCUGCAAAAGAGACCUUGGGAGCCGCAGACAGAUCCUCUUCAACUUCUCGAGAGAAGACAUGGACUGGGAUUCGGAGCUGUUUGCGCUGGAGCCCCUGGCGUCUCAAGAGGGGGACUCCUAUGAGACAGAGAACCCCAGAGGGCAGUGGCUGCUUCGAGAGCGACUCUGGGAGCGGACUGCGCCCUGAUUCAGGCUGGGUCCCCGAGAAGGCGCCUGCAGUCAGCGGCUUGAGGUGUCGGUAGAGUUAAAGAUGGAAAUCCUAACAAAGUCAGACCCACGAGUACACUGCCUGCCGGUGCCUGGUCAGUGCCAAACGCACCCGUGGCCUCUGGGGGGCGCCGCACGAGGAGAGCCGUGGAGCCUGGCUUUCCCUGCGCCGGCGUGUUAGCCUGGCAUGACGCCAGGCUGGCCUUCAAGAGCAGAAGCCACAGAAGGGCCAGGCUCCCUCCUCGGCCUCCCCUGGCCUGUCACCGGCUCUCCACGCAUCUGUCCAGGUGGCUGCUAGCAUCGUGCUUGGUACAGGAAACCGGGAAACGUGCCCACCCACGCAUCUCUGGGCCAACGUUUUCACAGAGGCAGCUCCUCCCUCUACGGGGCUCAGAAACCGCUCUGGUCAUACGCUCAGGUUGCCUUCUUUCGUGCAGAAUGCAGUUCAGGAAGCAGCUUUUUUUCACCCUAACCCUGUUUACAGUGUUCUGGAAACGUCUGCUAAAUUAGGCUGAAGAUGAGGCCAAUGCCCUGACAGUGGGCUGGGGGGAGGGGUGUGACAGGGCCAUGCCUGGGGACCACAUUCUCCCCACCGGCCCCCAAAUUCAGCUCCACUUCCUGCAGAUGUGGGCUGGGGAAGGAGGGAGGUGACAGGUGCUUGUCUCCUAAUUCUCACCAGAAAUCCUUGUAGACACCCCUGCAGCGGCUGUAUGCCGGGCUGCGUCCCUCCCUGCGCCCAGUCAGGAGGGCGAGCAGCGCCUUUUGGAGUCGAAGGGAUCUCCGAUUUCCAUAACUGUCCGAAUCAGGGUUACAGAUAUAACUUAUUCUUUGCAUUUCUCACGUAACAUAUUCUUUUUGCACUUUUGCAUAUAGCUGUGACCAUGCAAGUUUGAGCACCACUGGUUUAGAGAAUACACUGCACUUUGUCCAUCCUUACCUAUUUCUGCUGGCAUUUUCUUGUGUUUUUUUUUUUCAGAAGAUGUCACCUGGGGGCAAAGUGCAAGAGCAUUAGUGGGGAUCAGCGCGGGAGACAGACCAGGAAAACCCAGCCAAUCACCCAAAUUAACCCAGGGGUGCUUUAGGCUAAGGUCACCCUGAGAACUGAAUAAAGCGUCCCAUCUGCCAGGCCCAGGGGCUGAUGUUCUUACUGUCCAGGUUUUUUUUUUAAGAAAGAACCUUUUGUUCACGUGAACCUGAUUAUCUGACAUUUGUAACUCCUAUG